GUUUCUGGUUCUGUGUUGUUCAAUAUAACCUCUGGCAUAUGCAAUCACGAAAUUAUAAAUUGCUUUUUAAUGCCCAUAAAAUUGUCUGUAAGUUUUGUGUAGAACGUGUAGCUAUCUAUAAUUUUCGAAUACUUCUUGUUUCUCGGAUAUGAGUGCAAAAUUUCCCAGACUGAAAUUGUUUAUGUUUUGAGUAUAAACUGAAUCGUCGAAGAUCAUCUUCUGAAUAUUUACAAAAUGUCGAACUCGCUCUGUAGAAAUUCAGUCCCUAGGGUAUAUCAAGAAGUAAUUGAGGACGUUAUAAAUUCUGUCAGAGAUGUUUUUAAAGAUGAUGGUGUAGAUGAACUAAUUCUCCAAGAAUUGAAACAGACAUGGGAAGCAAAAUUGGCUGCUAGUAAAGCUGUACAUAAUGAACAAGAAGAGAAAAUAAAACAAAAGCCGACUGAAGUAAGUACGGUGAACGGAUUUCCUAAACAAAUCAUAGCACAGCCAAUGCAUCAUCCCAAUCUAGUUAAUCAGCAUCAAGUAACGCAAGUAGUUGAAACGAAAAUGGUACCAAUUCAGAUAACCUUACCGCCCCAACCUGGAACUGAUUCACAGAGGGUUCUCACUAUACAAGUACCAAAUACUGCUCUCCACGGGAAUCAGUUGCAGAAAGUCUUAACUGGUCCUGUUAUAACUGCUACAAUGGGAUUACCAGCAAAUAUUGCAUCGUCUUUGUUGCAACAACAUGUGAAUGCUGCUUUCAGCAGUCAACAGCAAGCUGUUGCCAUUGUAAAACAAAAUAUUAUUCAAACUGAUGGUCAGGAUGAUUCAGAGGGAAGCAGCAACUUGCAAGUAGAAUUCACUGUGUCUGUAGGACAGGAAAUUGGUAGGAGUCAAAAAAAUGUGAAAAAACUUCGCAAAUUCACUAAUAGACGACCUAAGCAAGUAGAUGGACCUUUAGAUACCUCAGAUGAAGAUGAAGAACCAUCUGAUGAUAAUGAUGAUGAAGAUGAGGACUUUGAUGAAGAAAAGGAUGAGGAUAAUGAUAUGGAAGAUGAAAUAGGUGAAGAAGAACCUUUAAAUUCCGAGGAUGAUGUAUCUGAUGAAGAUCCAGGAGAUUUAUUUGACACAGAUAACAUUGUCGUGUGUCAGUAUGAUAAAAUUAUUAGAAAUCGAAAUAAGUGGAAGUUUUACUUGAAAGAUGGUAUAAUGAAUUUGUCAGGCCAAGAUUACGUCUUCCAGAAAGCAAAUGGUGAUGCAGAAUGGUGAAGUGAAUUAACAGUAAUAGUUUAAACAUUUCAGUUAUAUGAGGGUGAUUUAUUAUUUUGCUAAAGACUAUGUUUUAUUGUUUUUGAGUAUAUAUGUUAACAAGCUGAUGGAAAAUGUAUCUAUCACCUUGUAUACUUAUCAAUGUUAUAUUUUAUCCUUUAAGAAAAUUAAGUAAUGAAGUUGUAAUUUGAACUAAAAUAAAUUAUUGGAAAACCCUUAAAAAAAAUGAAGCAUGAA
Messenger RNA from Coccinella septempunctata (seven-spotted ladybird), 1488 nucleotides. It is a transcript of the gene TfIIA-L, whose product is annotated as transcription initiation factor IIA subunit 1. The record is from RefSeq and is a predicted model, not a curated record. The coding region runs from base 235 to 1251 and encodes 338 amino acids. NCBI's taxonomy places the organism in Eukaryota, Metazoa, Arthropoda, Insecta, Coleoptera, Coccinellidae. Gene Ontology annotation, cellular component: transcription factor TFIIA complex. Gene Ontology annotation, biological process: transcription by RNA polymerase II; transcription initiation at RNA polymerase II promoter. The transcript has a single exon.